Molecule: messenger RNA, 819 nt
Organism: Cercopithifilaria johnstoni
Lineage: Eukaryota; Metazoa; Nematoda; Chromadorea; Rhabditida; Onchocercidae
Source: the annotation of a GenBank genome assembly
AUGAAUGUGGUAGCCCUAUAUCUCACCAUUCUAUUUCUGGUAACUUCGAGUGUUACUGUCAAAAAGAAGAAAGGAAAUGAUUGGGAUGAACUAGAAACGUUAUUGGAAAAUAUUGAUGAACAGGUCACAGAGUCAACUCAAGAUUUCGAACUUGUACCAUCAUCAGUGCAAAAGAAUCCUUGUGAAGAUCAUAUGUGUGGAUGGGGUAAGGAAUGCAUUGUUGACAAACAAGGUCAACCAAUUUGUGAAUGCAUUUCGAAAUGUCCAAUAUUGGAUAAUGAUCCACUUGAUCAGGUUUGCAGCAAUACAAACCAAACAUUUUCAUCGCUGUGUGAAUUAUAUCGCGAAAGGUGCCUUUGUAAACAUAAAUUUAAAGAAUGCGAAAAUAAAGUUAAUGCAAAAGUUCACCUGGAAUAUUUGGGUGCUUGUAAGAAGCUUGAACCAUGUACCGAUGAAUUGAUGGUUCAAUUUCCAACACGAAUGGCUGAUUGGCUCUUCCAGGUAAUGCGGGAAAUGAAGAAACGACGAGAGUUGCGUGAUGUAGAAUGGGAAGAACGAAUCGAAGAAGCAGAAUCUGAUGACAAGAAAAAGCAUGUCUAUGCGGUAAUAUGGAAAUUUUGUGAUUUGGAUAUCAAACCUCAUGAUAAGUAUGUAUCACAUCAUGAACUGAUUCCUAUCACAGCACCUGUUAUUCCCAUGGAAUCCUGUAUCAAACCAUUCCUAAAGAAUUGUGAUGUCAAUAAUGAUGGCAACAUUUCUAUUAAGGAAUGGGGGAAAUGUCUUGGCCUUAAGGAAGGUGAAAUUCAAGAACGUUGUUAG